Monodelphis domestica (gray short-tailed opossum) is the source of this 2382-nucleotide messenger RNA. The record is from RefSeq and is a predicted model, not a curated record. Lineage: Eukaryota; Metazoa; Chordata; Mammalia; Didelphimorphia; Didelphidae.
UAUAUAUAUAUAUUGCUAAUUAUUAAGGAAAAGAUACCGGUAAAGUAUAAGUGGAUGGCUUAUAAUUCCAGUGCAAAGCUAGAGUGACCAGGCCAACUGUACUGGGAGGAAAUCUUAUUCUUACUGUUGCUUCAGAUGUUUUAGGCUUUCAUUAUUAUUACUAUUAUUAUUUUUGUAUUUAUAGGUGACAACGAACUGGGGCUUUGUACUUGUAUCUUCUUUGAUCCAGCAGAUGAGGAUGGAAAGGAACCAGGGGUUUUUAUAACUGAAAUUAUUGAAGGAGGUGCAGUUCACAAACUUGGAUGUAUCCGUGUAUUUGACCAGAUUAUUAAAAUAGGUGACAUCAAUCUAAUUGGAUUGGAUGAAGCAGAAAUCAUCUCUACUUUUAAAAAAAUGGACGAUUCUCCUUUCCAGAUUGAAAUUGGCCGCGAACCACCUGAAGUCAAGUCAGAACUUAUAGUACGCCUCAAGUUGUCAGAGGAAAGGAAGAAAUAUUUUAUGAAUUCACUCAUAGUACAGGAAAAAAUUGGAGAUAUCACUAUUGUGAGAGGACAAGCAAGUAUUUGUACAACUUCAAGAGAACCAUGGUACUGGAUGGCCAGUAACCUGAAAUUUGUUAUUGGGGCACUGAAAAUAUUAAUAGAAGAAGAUCAGGGAUGUAGAAAAGACUUCCAAGCUAUCUUUGAGCAGGCUAACUUUUUUCAAGACAAAUAUAGAGACAUGAACACAUACAAUGUGAAUAUGGAACAGAAACCUGAUGAAUCAGAUAAAGAAGGCACAUUUUUACCAUUGGCCCCAGAAGAAGAAUUAUUACUAGAACAAUUUAAAAUAAAACCUAACGAGAUAAAAAAUGAAGAUUUAUCACCAGGGCAAUUAUUAGCCCAAGGGGAUUUCAAUUCAGAGACCCCAAUAAAAAAAGAAAAAGAAGAAGAUGAAAUAGUAGUGGAGGAAGAGAUUAUUAGCACUGGAAAACCUACAGAGGGAAAGGCUAAAAAGGGAUUUUCCUGGUUCCGCAAUAUCAAAGAACGCAAGCUGUGGAACUUCUUUCAUUUUAAAAAACAUGACAAACAAGUAAAGAAUGUGCACAAGUGGGAAGAAAUUGAUCAAGUGGUAUUGGAAGAUUACUGUCCUUAUUCUACUGAAGCCCCUAAAACAUUGCCAACAGAGUGGACAAAUAUUGAAGUUGGUAAUUGGUUAUGGAGCAUUGGAAUGGAGGAGUAUGUUGUAAAAUUUUAUUGUAAAGGAAUAACUGGUGAAAAACUCCUUACACUGGACAAUCACUCGCUAAAAGAAAUCGAAGUCAACAAGAAGAAAGACCGCCGGAAAAUACUUAAGGCUAUUAAGAAAGUUAGAGAUUUUUGGGAAAAAAAUCAUCAUUUCGUCUUAUUAUAGAAAUUGAUGGAAAGAAGACACAGAACCAGAAAGAUGGCAAAAAUGGAAAAUGCAAUUACUUUUGUUAUAUUGAAUUUUCAUCAUUUUACUUCUGUUACUUUUGUUAUAUGAACUUUUAAGGGAUUUUACUUCCAUGUUACUUUUGUUAUAUGAACUUUUAAGGGAUUUUACUUCCAUGUUACUUUUGUUAUAUGAACUUUUAAGGGAUUUUAGUUCCAUGUUACUUUUGUUAUAUGAACUUUUAAUCAUUUUAUUACUGUUACUUUUGUUAUUAUUAACUUUUAAUUAUUUCACUUUCAUGUUACAUUUGUUAUAUGAACUUUUAAGGGAUUUUACUUCCAUGUUAUUUUUGUUAUUAUUAACUUUUAAUCAUUUCACUUCUAUGUUACUUUUGUUAUAUGAACUUUUAAGGAAUUUACUUCUAUGUUACUUUUGUUAUAUGAACUUUUAAGGAAUUUACUUCCAUGUUACUUUUGUUAUAUGGACUUUUAAUCAUUUUAUUACUGUUACUUUUGUUAUUAUUAACUUUUAAUCAUUUCACUUUCAUGUUACAUUUGUUAUAUGAACCUUUAAGGGAUUUUACUUCCAUGUUACUUUUGUUAUAUGAACUUUUAAGGGAUUUUACUUCCAUGUUAUUUUUGUUAUUGUUAACUUUUAAUCAUUUCAGUUCUAUGUUACUUUUGUUAUAUGAACUUUUAAGGGAUUUUACAUCCAUGUUACUUUUGUUAUAUGAACUUUUAAGGGAUUUUACUUCCAUGUUACUUUUGUUAUAUGAACUUUUAAUCAUUUUAUUACUGUUACUUUUGUUAUCAUUAACUUUUAAUCAUUUCACUUCCAUGUUACUUGUUAUAUGAACUUUUAAUCAUUUUAUUACUGUUACUUUUUUUUAUUAAUUUUUAAUCAUUUCACUUUCGUGUUACAUUUGUUAUAUGAACCUUUAAGGGAUUUUACUUCCAUGUUACCUUUGUUAUAUGAACUUUUAAAGAAUUU